AUGAACUAUGCAUUUGAUUGCAUACUUGGGAUACCGUCGCUGUCACGGUAUCAGCCGAAGAUAGAUUGGCUAUUUCGGUUCGUCAAACGAAGAAGCGGAUAUGACGUCAGUGAAGUGUUUAUUCAUUUGUUGGUCGCGUCAUCCGAUUGGCCUCACGUCAGGGUCGUGAACGAACUCUAUACGACUAUUAUUAAACACAGAGAUAGCGAUGGCCCUCUGUGCGCAGUAUGUUCCGUUACACUGAUGGAGCCACAGAACGAGGCGGUCGAACAGCGGUUCCCGCAUACACAGACAUCGUUCGAACAGGGGUUCCCGAUUCUCAACGAGGCGGUCGAGCAGCGGUUCCCGCAUACACAAACAUUGGUCAUACAGAAGCUCUCGAUCAAUAUCGAGGCGGUCGAGCAUGGGCUCCCGCAUACAAUCACAUCGGACGAGCAGCGGCUCCCGAUCAAUAUCAAAGCAGUUGAGCAGGACCUCCCGCAAACAAUUGAGGCGGUCGAAGACGAGCUCCCGCCUUUAAUUGACGAGAAUGAGCAGACUAUGGAUUCGCAUGAGACCGACGUGGUGGAGACAGAGGUCCCACGUCUAGAGGGGGGGUACAUCAUCCUCUUAAGAUAG
Molecule: messenger RNA, 618 nt
Organism: Peronospora farinosa
Lineage: Eukaryota; Oomycota; Peronosporomycetes; Peronosporales; Peronosporaceae
Source: the annotation of a GenBank genome assembly